Messenger RNA from Asparagus officinalis (garden asparagus), 800 nucleotides. Its product is annotated as CRIB domain-containing protein RIC6-like. The transcript has 4 exons. Bases 415 to 681 code for a protein of 88 amino acids. NCBI's taxonomy places the organism in Eukaryota, Viridiplantae, Streptophyta, Magnoliopsida, Asparagales, Asparagaceae. The record is from RefSeq and is a predicted model, not a curated record.
GCCGGCCUCAUCUCCUAGAAAAAUUAAGAGAGAAAACUCCAAAUUUGAUUUUGGAGGCUUUUGUGUUUGUCUCCCGUUGCCCAUAUUCCAAGGCUCUCUCUCCUUGGGAUUUUGGAACAACGACAAACGGGAUACUACCAUAAUUUCUUCUUCUUCCUAAAAUAUUUUACUGCAAUAUCAAGGUAGGAGAGGGAAAUUUAUUUAUUGCAAUAUCAAGGUAGGAGAGGGAAAUCUCUCUCUCUCUCUCUUUUUUCUUUGGAGAUUUAGAUUUUUAUAAUUUGAAUUUCAAAGACAAGCAAUCAAAAUGACGGCACGCAAGAGAGAGCUGUGAGAUCUAACAUAGAAUUUUGGCUACGACAGGACUCGUAUUGACUUAAAUUGAGUUAAAGUUCAAGUUAUAAAGCCUCGGCAAAAAUGUUGGGCACGAUACCUCCCAUGAAAGUGAAAGGUGGCCUUCGAAAGGGUCUGAAGUACAUCUCAAAUAUAUUUGAGCAAGAAAAAGAACAAGAAAUGGUGAUAGGCCAUCCAACCGACGUCAAACACGUGGCACAUAUUGGAUUUGAUGGACCUGCCGUAAAUAAUCCUACUUGGAUGACUGAGUAUCAUUCGGCACCAUUGAGCACUACAUUUGGUCAGGACCGAAGACAGACUGGCUCACCAAAAUCUGCAUCUCAAGGUUAGGGCACUGUUUGACAAAACUAGCUGAAACCUGCGAGAUUAUAGCUGGAAGCUGUCAAGCUAGUUGAAAGCUGUGAAAUUAUAGCUGAAAGCUGAUAGUUGUGUAGCUAGCUGAUUGACUA